GAAAAAAAAACCCUAUAAAUAUACUCUGAUUUGAAACUUGAGAUUCUUCUUAUAGUCCUGGAUAAUUACAGUAACCCCGGAUUUCACCUCUAAAUUAGGGUUUCCCCUGAUAUUUUUUUCUUGUGAAAUCGCUGGUGAAGGAUCAAUCUGAAGAAAAUUGGAAACGGUACUAACAUUAUUUCAAGCUCAAUGGGUCAUUUUUCGGCGGCGAAGGGACAUGGCGGCGGCGGCGGUUGCGUGGGAGUCGGGAGCCCGGCUGACGAGAACUGUGAUUUGAGGUUACAGAGAAGAUUGAGAAGAAGUAGCCUAAUUUUGAACUCAAACACUCACCGCAAGGGUAAGCGUCUCCGAUCAGAGAGCGCAGCUGAUCAAAAUCGCUGUGACGAUGACCCUCAGAGCAAGGCGAUCGAAAACAAGAUAGCUGAAGAAACUUUAGUGCCUUACAAGAAUGAUCUUGUUAAAAAUCUUAUAAUUAUCGAUGAUGAAGACGAAGAUGGUGAGAUUGAGAAUUCUUGGCGCGGUCAAAAAUGUGCUGACCGAAAAUAUCAGGGACAAGAUUCUAAUCUCAAAAAAAGUAAUGAAUAUGAUGACGAUGAGAUAAUGAUAAUAUCAACCAAGGAAGACCCUAAUGGAGUUUAUAAGUUUGAUAUAACUUUGAUUGAUUUAGAAGACAAGAAUUUGUCUAAAGGUGGAAGCAGUGAAUCCGAGUUCAAAAAGGAACUACUGGAUAUUCUAAGAUGUCCCUACGAUCCACAGCAACAUAAGGCUCUCUGGGAUGAAGUAGUAACUCAUAAAAAAUCUUAUUUGGAUCUAUAUAAAGAUUUUGCAGAUCAGAUUAUUCAGGCCAAAGCAGAUGAUCGCAAAACACUAAAUUUACUACGCGGGUUUUUCUACUGGUUGAAGAAUUUGCCCCAUGGAAUGAUAGCUCCAUGGAAAGAUCCAUCAUUUUCUGAAGCUCUGUCUCAACCAUAAUUGGAAACUAAGGCUGCAUAUGACAUUUGUCUAAUGAUGAAGGAAGCAUGGUUCAGUACAGAUUGAUCUAAUUUUUUAGUAAUUUUAUGUCUCAAAUAUUUGAUCAAUUUUCUUGUGAAUCCCUGUUUUUCUAUUAUUAUAAUUGUAAUUACAUGGAGUUCAAAUUUUGAGAAGAGAAACAUUGGAAAUCCAUUUUUUGUUUUGUUUAAUUUCCUGGGUGUUUUGAAUAGUGUACAAAACAGAGGAGUAAGUUUUGGAGUGUUAUUAUAGAGAUAUAGCUUAAUGGAUGAUUAAUGUAUGGAAUGAAUGAAGUGUAUGCAAAAUUAUUUACAAUGUUA
Cannabis sativa is the source of this 1310-nucleotide messenger RNA. RefSeq lists its product as uncharacterized. The record is from RefSeq and is a predicted model, not a curated record. The coding region runs from base 190 to 972 and encodes 260 amino acids. Lineage: Eukaryota; Viridiplantae; Streptophyta; Magnoliopsida; Rosales; Cannabaceae. The transcript is spliced from 5 exons.